Messenger RNA from Capsella rubella, 448 nucleotides. RefSeq names its product probable non-specific lipid-transfer protein AKCS9. The transcript has a single exon. Gene Ontology annotation, biological process: lipid transport. Bases 52 to 366 code for a protein of 104 amino acids. Lineage: Eukaryota; Viridiplantae; Streptophyta; Magnoliopsida; Brassicales; Brassicaceae. The record is from RefSeq and is a predicted model, not a curated record.
CACCAUCCUCAAGAACAAAAACAAAUCACAAACACACAAAGUUGAGAAGACAUGAAGUUCACGGCAGUAGUGUUCAUCGUGUUCGUGAUUGGUGCCAUGGCGUCUCCAGCUUCGAUAAGAGCAACCGUGGUCGAAGGUUCUGAAGAAGAAGUGGUUAAUGUAACAUGUUCUGCGACCGAACUUAGUUCAUGUUUACCAGCGAUGACCUCAGGAGCAGCACCAUCUACGGAGUGUUGCGACAAACUCAAAGUACAAGAACCAUGUUUGUGCACGUACAUUAGGAAUCCGAUGUAUAGUACGUACGUUAGUUCACCAAAUGCUCGUAAGACGUUAACGGCUUGUAAUGUUCCUUAUCCUGCUUGUUGAAGUUUGAGAUAUUCCUAUAAAAACAAAAAGUUAAUUAUUAAUAAUAAAAAUAAAAAGUAUUGAAAGAAAUCAUUAUGUAAUA